Messenger RNA from Fusarium proliferatum ET1, 4917 nucleotides. RefSeq lists its product as uncharacterized. Gene Ontology annotation, molecular function: medium-chain fatty acid-CoA ligase activity; phosphopantetheine binding. NCBI's taxonomy places the organism in Eukaryota, Fungi, Ascomycota, Sordariomycetes, Hypocreales, Nectriaceae. The record is from RefSeq and is a predicted model, not a curated record. The coding region runs from base 1 to 4917 and encodes 1638 amino acids. The transcript is spliced from 3 exons. Gene Ontology annotation, biological process: fatty acid metabolic process.
AUGGCGGUCAAGCAGAGUCAACAGUUCAAGUCCCUUGUAGCACUGAGCCCAGACAGAGCUGAUGUCUUGGCUGCCAUACCAAUAGCCCAACAAUAUUCUAUAUCUUCCCUCUACACUUUAUGCCAUCUCCUUGAGGAACUACCUGGUCCAUGGCCAGUCUUCGAACUCAUCAAGACGUACACACGACUCUACACCCAACUCCCAGAAGAUGCCAAGACCAACAGCACUCACGAGCUUUCAUCCCUAAUCAAGCAAGCUUCAGCGCUAGUCAAAAGCUCGUAUACAUCCUUUGCGCAAUUCAUUGGCCACGAUGACAAGCCAGCCCUACGAGCCCCCACAGAUGAGGAUGUCAUCACCCAUCGCGAACUACGACAAUUCGUGGACACCUUCCAACUUCCUGUUGACGCAUCGAUCAAGAGACCUGUUGUUUCCAUCGCGCUACCAAACGGUCCCUUAUUAGCAGCGACUUGCAUGGCUGUUACGACUUACUACACCGCAUCACCUAUCAACCCCGCUGCAGGACCAGAACAAUUCCGAGCAGACAUUCUUCAAGCGCGAGCAGACUUUAUCCUCACAACGAAGGAUGAGUACAAGAAACUACAGCUUGAUGCCAAUUGGGUAUCAGAUAGCUAUAUCAAGAUCUUCAUCAUGGACUGGACUCGAGAUGAGGGCAUUUCGCUAAGGACAGUCGAUGGAGAAGCUAUCCCCACCGGCAGCGCUGAACGAGUCGCUAACAAGGCUGAUGACAUUGGGUUGAUCCUCUUCACGAGUGGAACUUCGGGUACCAAGAAGGUAGUUCCACUGACAGUCCAUUCUAUCAUUGCCGGCGUCGCUUUCGUCAUCGAAUCAUGGGGUCUCACAGCUGAAGACAUCUGUCUGAACAUGAUGCCGCUCUACCACGUCGGGGGAUUAGUCCGAAACAUCUUUGCGCCAAUCUUCUCCUGCGGCUCAACAGUCUGCUGUCCCUCCUUCGACGCCAAUCUGUUUUGGGACGUGGCUGAGACCAUUCAGCCAACAUGGUACUACGCUUCACCGUCUAUGCACUCUAUCAUCAUCGCAGAAGCAGCAGCGCGACCAGAAGCUUUGAAGAGGAGUCGGAUACGGUUGGCUUGCAACGCUGCUGGGGGUUUACUACCUUCUUUGGCGUAUCAACUGAGGGACACGUUCAACUGUGUCGUCUUGCCGAGUUACGGAAUGACAGAGUGCAUGCCAAUUUCUUCACCUCCACUAGAUUAUCGUCUCGAUCGCGAAGGUACAUCAGGUAUCAGCACCGGCCCCGAACUCACCAUCCUCGACUGGUCCGAACAAACCGUCACAAACGGCACAGUCGGUCGCAUUUGCGUCCGCGGCGAACCUGUCUUCCCAGGGUAUCUCAAACCCGAUGGUACAUACGACAAAUCACCAUUCAACGAGGCUGGCUGGUUCGAUACUGGUGAUCUUGGAUAUAUGGACGAUGAUGGAUAUCUUUACAUCACUGGUCGGAGUAAAGAAGUUAUCAACCGUGGUGGAGAGCUGAUUUCUUCAUUUGAAGUUGAGAAUGCGAUCAUGACGGCUUCGAGAGAAAGUGACUCUCCCAUCUAUGGAAGGGUGUCACAGGCUUUGGCGUUUUCAGCAUCGCAUGAUGUUCUUCAAGAAGUCGUCGCUAUUGUUCUCGUCACGCCUCCCGAUACUCCCCGUGUUGAUCUGAGGACUCUUCAUGGCGCUUUGAAGUCUUCUCUUCAGCAGGCAAAGUGGCCCGUCUUGAUCACCUACAUGGAAGACCUUCCCAAGAACAACAACAAGGUUCUACGUAUCAGGCUCGGCCAACGGCUGGGUCUUCCUUCUGUUACUGAUGAUACACCUUACAUGGGGAGACACUGGGAUGCUGUUUGUCCUCCGCCUGAUGCACCCUUAUCAGAGUCUAUUCAGUGCUUGCCUUGCUCUAUUGACUACACAAAGCUUGCAACUCAUAUUCAGAGCAUCGCUCCAGACCUGGAUGCCUUUUGCCUUCCCAGCGCUCAUGAUGGUUCUCCAGAAGCUGUACUUGCGCCUAAAGCUGAAGGUGCUAUUGACUCCGAUAUCCCCGGCAGCAUUCGGCACCAAUUGGCAUCAAUCAUCGACAACUACAUGAUCCCUACCGAGAUUCACAUUAUGACUCACCCAUUCCAAAAAGACUCAUCCGGAAACAUCAACGUCGAAGUACUCCGCGCAGAACUCGAGCAACUUCAAAUGGCUUCUAUGAACGAACUGGCCGCCAGCACAGAAGGACUCGUCACCAAAGCCUUCGCCGAAGUCCUAUCCCUCCCACCAGCAGACAUUCCCUGCGACGCAGACUUCUUUAGUCUUGGCGGUGACUCUCUUCGCGCUGGUCGUCUUCUCUCGAUGCUUCGUACCGAGUUCUGCAUCAGCCUCCCCAUCACAGCAGUAUUCAACGGCGGCACUGUUACUUCCAUCGCGGUGCAUAUCGACAGGAUGCUCGAUUGUAAGACUGAUGAGUCUGAUCAGCCUAGUGCCAUCGUCGGAUGUACCGACACUUGCAGUUCCACCAACCCCUUCCUAAUGACCCUCCAGCUCUUCCCCCUCGUGAUCUUCUACCCGCUACGACGUGCCAUCCAGUGGACAAUCUUCUUCGUAACCCUCGCCCACUCUCAAAAACUCCCCACCAACCACUCCCUCCCCGGCCGUUUCCUCAACCUCACCGUCUCCAUGCUCAUCGCCCGUAUCAUCAUGGGCUUUGUAUCACCCAUCAUUGGCAUCAUCUGCAAAUGGCUCAUCAUCGGUCGCUAUCGAGAAGGACUGUACCCCAUGUGGGGAAUGUAUCAUACCAGAUGGUGGCUUGUGCAAAAGAUUGUUGCUAUCUGCGGCAAAGGCUUCUUUGAUGCGAAUGAGAUGACGGAGAGGAUUUACUGUCGGCUGAUGGGUGCCAAGAUUGGUAGGAAUGUUAAGCUUGAGGGCGCGGCGAUCGGGGAAUGGGAUUUGAUUGAGAUUGGUGAUGAUUGCAAUCUCACAAAGUGCAUCUGCCGUCCUUUUGCUGCUGAGGGGAAUACGUCGAUGUAUCUUGGUCGCAUCACCAUUGGAAGCAACUGUUCUGUUGGAAUGUCUUCAAUCAUUGCGCCCGGAACGACCAUGCCGCCUAAUACAUGCCUAGGCUUCAACUCAUCGAGCUGGGAGAUGCAGGACGCAAGUGAGGAGUAUAGGGAGCAACUUCCAAGCGAGAAGCCCAAGCCUCACUGGGUGUUGAACCUGCUAUUCACCAUGCCACUUAAACUCAUCGGUCUGUUCCUCUCUGCAGUUCCUUGGAUGGCUGGUCUUGUCGGUAUGGUCACUACACAGGGUCAAAAGGUUAACCAUAAGGCUCCAUUGAGAAGCAGUGUGGACUGGUUUACUCAACCAAACCGAAUUGCCUAUCAUUACCUCGCUCUUGCUCUCGGGUGCCUUUUCGGUCCUUUCUUCCUCUUCGGGUUCGUCAUCUUGGUCAAGUCUACUCUGGACUGCCUCUUUGGCAAACUCAAAGCCAAUUCGCGAUCCACGGUGGAUAUUUGGAGGGCGACCUUGAUCAAGACGCUGUUGCCUGAGGGGAAGCUUCAUCGGAUGACUUCUUUGUUUGGGCAGCACUACGAGGCUACGUCUAUUGCGCUAAGAAUGCUAGGUGCUAAGAUUGGUGAGCGUGUGUACUGGCCUGGUACAGGACCUAGCAUCGGCGACUACCAUCUUAUCGACGUUGGUAACGAUGUAGUCUUUGGCUCACGUUCUCAUCUCGUCACUUCUGAUGGGAUCGGGUCUGAGAAGGUCACCAUCCACGACCGUGCAAUGAUCGCUGAUCGUGUUUGUCUUCUCCCUGGCGUCACUGUCGGUGAGCGUACUACCAUGGGAUCUGGUGCCUUGACCAAACGAAAUGGCACCUAUGUCCCUGAAGGCACUUAUGUCGGCUCCAAGGCUGGCGAUGCAGUCUGCUUGUCAACCGGUAGUGACACCAAGGUCUCUCGGUCUCACAUACGUAACAUGCAGUCGGAGGAUACCCUCACCAACGACAAGAAGUUCAACGAUGAGAAGGACCGUCCUGAUACACAGCCCAGUAUCACAUCUGGGAGUGACACUGAGGGCAGCGACGGCAAAGAUGACUGGGCACAGCAUCUCUCUCCAUUCGGUCGAGCUUUCUACCUCAAGCUAGCACCUUACUAUAUCCUCGGCCCCUUCGCCAUAUUCCUCUACUCUGCGUUCUUCACAGUCUUCACCGCUGUGUACUGGGAUGUACCCAGCGUCUCAUCCAUUCAAUUUGUGGGCAUCAUGUUCCGAAGCUCUUUUCCCCGUGGAAUGAACGUCUGGUUUGACCUUGUCGCUAUCUUCUUGACCAUGUUGGCCGGCAUCGCUGUCCUCUCCACCAUCCAAUCCGUUCUUGCGCUGAUAAUUAUCAUUGGAUCAAAGUGGCUACUCAUGGGCCGUCGCAAGGCUGGUAACUACGAUUGGGACAAGUCUCCGUACUGCCAGCGCUGGCAGAUCUUUCUCGGCAUUGAGCGCCUUCGCCGACAAUGCUACAAAGGGAAUGGUAUCCUGAACCUUCUCACAGGGACUCACUGGAUGGUCAUGUACUUCAAGCUCAUGGGUGCGAAGAUUGGCAAAGACUGCGCACUCUUUGUCAACGGCACCCCAAGCCUCAUGUUUACUGAACCAGAUCUUAUCACCCUUGGCGAUCGCGUGGUAGUAGAUGAUGCCAGUGUCGUCGCACACAUCAACACGCGUGGCAAGUUCGACCUGAACAGGGUUGAGAUUGGCGACAGAUGCGUACUCCGAACAGGAAGUCGACUUUUAAGUGGUGCGCAGAUGAAGAGUGAUAGCUGCUUGCUGGAACAUACCCUUAUCAUGGGUGGCGACGUUGUGGAGGAGAGGAGGACAAUGCAAGGUUGGCCGGCGGAGGAGUUUAGCGGAAAACGGAUUUGA